Molecule: messenger RNA, 1437 nt
Organism: Vespa mandarinia (Asian giant hornet)
Lineage: Eukaryota; Metazoa; Arthropoda; Insecta; Hymenoptera; Vespidae
Product: proliferation-associated protein 2G4
Source: RefSeq, a predicted model, not a curated record
CGAAAUACAAAUUAUACAAGAGCUUCUGAAAUCACGUGACCACAGAUGUAGUGUGCUGAAGACAUGGCGGACAAGGAAGAGCCUGAGAAGACCAUUGCCGAAGACUUGGUUGUUACCAAGUAUAAAAUGGCUGGCGAGAUAGUAAAUCGUGUACUAAAACAAGUUUUAGACAAAUGUAUUGUUGGAGCAUCUGUGAGAGAGAUAUGUGAAUAUGGAGAUACACUUUUAACAGAAGAAACUAGUAAAGUUUUUAAAAAAGAGAAGGAACUUAAGAAAGGAAUAGCUUUUCCAACCUGCAUAUCAGUUAACAACUGUAUUUGUCACUUUUCUCCUAUUGCAAGUGAACCGGAUCUAAUACUCAAAGAUGAAGAUAUGGUUAAAGUUGAUCUUGGAGCACACAUUGAUGGCUUUAUAGCAGUUGUGGCACACACUAUAGUUAUAGGCUCUUCGACGGAACGCAAAGUUACAGGUAGAAAAGCUGAUGCAGUUUUAGCUGCACAUUAUGCAUCUCAAGCUGCGCUAAGACUUUUAAAACCUGGAACAGAGACAUACACGAUAACGGGAACAGUAGAAAAAAUUUGUGAUGCAUAUAAAUGUAAACCAAUUGAAGGAAUGUUAAGUCAUCAAUUGAAACAAUUUAAGAUAGAUGGAGAAAAGACGAUAAUACAAAAUCCAAAUGAUGCACAAAAAAAAGAACAUGAGAAGUUUACGCUUGAAACCCAUGAAGUGUAUGCAAUGGAUGUACUUGUUAGUACAGGUGAAGGUAUUGGACGAGAGCAAGAUACUCGUGUUACUAUAUAUAAAAAAACUGAAGAAACAUAUCAGCUUAAGCUGAAAGCAUCUCGUAUGUUUUAUUCAGAAGUUUCCAACAAACAUGGACUCAUGCCUUUUAACUUACGUACCUUUGAAGAUGAAAAGAAAGCAAAGAUGGCAGUUCUUGAAUGUGUUAAUCAUAGGUUGAUUGAACCAUUUCAAGUAUUAUAUGAAAAACCAAAUGAAUAUGCUGCUCAGUUUAAGUUUACGGUAUUAUUGAUGCCUAAUGGACCACAUAAAAUUACUGGUAUUCCUUUUGAUCUUGACAUUUAUCAAUCAGACUGCGUAGUGGAAGAUCCAGAAUUGAAGAGUCUGUUAUAUACUUCUGCAAAUCCAAAAUCUGCAAAGAAAAAGAAAAAGAAGGCUGAGAAAGCUGUGGGGGAAGUAGCAAUGGAAGUUGAUGCUAAGGCCUAACACAAUGAAGUUAUGCUCGCUAUGAUUUAUUGUCAUCAAGCACUAUCCCUUUCAUAUUAUCUAGCAGUAUAAAGAGUAAAAUCAGAAACUUUUCAAAGAAUACUGUAUUUCAAAUUUUAUUCUUAACCAUUGAUGCCCACUUUAACAAAAUGUAGAUUUUUAUGUUUUAAUGCUUUUAUCAUUUCCACAUCUUAUUUACAAAUUCAAGUU